AUGCCACCAUUGCGAACCACAACCACGCCGCGUGAAAAGCCGCCAAAGUCUACGAGAACUCAGGAGGAGAAUCAGGAAAGAGCAUAUAUCGCGGCAUCGAGAAGGAGUGACCGGACGCUCGAAGCUCGAGUGGAGUCGGCACGGAGAGCUUCAGAAGUUCACAAACGAAGAACCGGUCGGGCACUCCGCAUAACCGCCGAGGAUGUCAUGAACGAGGAGAUGUAUGAAGAGGAGGGGGACGACUUGCCAAUACAAUAUCGACGGCUCACCGCCCAUCUGCAAACCAGUUCGGCCGAUUUCAAUCGCCGCGUCGCAGCUUACUUGACACACCAGGUGGCGAUCCGGAGUGCAAUAGAGCAGAUGGCUCGAGAUCCUCAUGGCCAGUAUCCCGGAGGCGGACUCGGCAUGUUUCCCUCUCCCAUGCUUCCUCCGCAGAGUAUGCCACCGUCACUGGGAGCAUACCAACGCCCUGCUCCGUACCCUUCGCCUCACCAAGCCCAUUUCCCCCAGAACAGUGGCAGAAGAGCAAGUUUCUUGACAUCACCAACGGAACAAGAACCAACAUCGCCUCCGGCACCUGUGCAUCCUCCAGGUCCGAUGGAACCUGCAAACGUGUCAUUUCCCGCCCCAACGCAGGUUGGAGACAAUUUUUCCGGACAACGUAUCAAGGACCAAAGCUCCAGAGCGGACCUGGAGUGCCCGCCACAGGGUCAGUCCGCCACAUCUCCGCAAAGCAGACAGGCUUCAUUCACGCCAUUGUGGCAGGACAUGGGGCCUUUCACCACAUCACUGCCUCCAGAGUCGCAGCAGAUGCUCGCACAUGCACCUGGCUUUGACGUCAACGAUCCCUUCUACGCCAUGCUGAUGCGAGGCUCGGACCAGUAUCUUAGCAACUCAUACUAUCCCUGGAAGAAUACGCAAGAUCCUCUCAAAGGCAUGUGUGCUCACGACUCGACGUACCAAGGAAUGAACGCAACUUUGGCACCUGCUGCGCUUGACACUCCCGAGGAAACACCCAAGGGCACCAGCACUAGCGCUUCAACGACCACGGCGACACACACGUCUGUUUCCGCCGAACCUGCGAACACAGAUAAUCUGCAAACCCCAGAUUUGGACUUUGCUCUGAAGGAGGAAAGUAGAGAACCUAGCUUUUUCGUUGCUGAUGACGGCCUGGAGACUGGUCAGACGGACCCUUCCGCUGACGGAUUCUGGGACCACUUUGUCAGGGACGGAAGCUGGGAAGGUGGUGACGACGAAGUACAUGCUCUCACAAGUGAAAACAACGUGAAAGUUGAGACACAUGAUUGA
Molecule: messenger RNA, 1308 nt
Organism: Fonsecaea multimorphosa CBS 102226
Lineage: Eukaryota; Fungi; Ascomycota; Eurotiomycetes; Chaetothyriales; Herpotrichiellaceae
Exons: 2
Coding region: 1-1308 (435 amino acids)
Source: RefSeq, a predicted model, not a curated record